Molecule: messenger RNA, 1299 nt
Organism: Vigna angularis (adzuki bean)
Lineage: Eukaryota; Viridiplantae; Streptophyta; Magnoliopsida; Fabales; Fabaceae
Product: caffeoylshikimate esterase
Exons: 8
Coding region: 148-1116 (322 amino acids)
Cellular component (GO): membrane
Molecular function (GO): lipase activity
Source: RefSeq, a predicted model, not a curated record
AUAAGUGGAGAAACUCAUGUCAUUCUUUUUCCCACUCUCACGUGUUUCUUUUCCUGAAUUUCAUGCACUCUAAUCUUAAAAUCUCUCUCUCUAUCUCUCACUUCACUCAUCUUUUCGACUCUCUCACCCCAAACAAAACCUUUCUUCAUGGCCACUGAAACCUACGCGAUCAAAUACGAGGAGGAACAUAUACUGAAUUCACGAGGGUUGAAGCUCUUUACAUGCCGAUGGCUUCCGGCUAAUAGGAGUCCGAAAGCUUUGAUCUUCAUGUGCCAUGGCUACGCCAUGGAAUGCAGCAUCACCAUGAACAGCACGGGAAUAAGGCUUUCACAAGCGGGUUUUGCGAUGUUUGGGAUUGAUUACGAAGGACAUGGAAAAUCAGAAGGGGUUCCUGGUCUUGUUAUGGAUUUUGACAGCGUCAUCGACGAUUGUUUCCAACAUUUCUCCACAAUUUCUGAAAAAGCAGAGUACCAGAACAAGAUGAGGUUCUUGAUGGGUGAAUCCAUGGGAGGAGCUGUGGCACUUCUUUUGCAUAGGAAAGAACCACAAUUCUGGGAUGGGGCCAUUUUGGUCGCACCCAUGUGCAAGAUUGCAGAAGAAAUGAAACCAAACACAAUGGUGAUUAAGGUAUUGAAUGCAUUAAGCAAAGUUGCUCCGUCGUGGAGAAUAGUCCCAGGCCCAGACAUAAUUGAUAUUGCCUUCAAGGUGCCUGAAGUCAGAGAAGAGAUCAGAAAGAACGAAUAUUGCUAUAAAGGAAAGCCUCGAUUGAGAACAGCGUCGGAACUUCUAAGGAUCAGUAGAGAAAUUGAGGGAAGACUGCAUGAGGUUUCACUUCCUUUUCUGGUUUUACACGGUGAAGAGGAUCAAGUGACGGAUAAAGCAAUUAGCAAACAGCUACAUGAAGUGGCUGAAAGCUCUGACAAGACACUGAAGUUGUACCCAGGAAUGUGGCAUGGUCUGCUGUAUGGAGAGCCACCGGAAAACUUGAAUAUUGUAUUCUCGGAUAUUAUUGGGUGGAUCGAGAAGAGAUCUCAGUUUGGAAAUACAAGAUUGGAGAGAGAGUUGAAAGGAGAAAAUGAACAUGAACAUGAACAUUUGGUCAGGUCUGAUCUCUAGAGAAUUCCCCAACUCUCAUUUCCAAAACAAACCUAGAGAAUAAGGUUAUAGCGCACAACAUAACAUGAACCUGAACACCAGAAUUGUUAGAGCAAAGGGUCGUGUAUAUGGGCCGGUGUACAGUUUCAAAUCAGUUUAUAAAGGAACAAAUGUCUCAAUUUCCUAUUUCAAGAUUAUCACAUA